UAGUCUAAAGUCCAUUAUCAAAUAAGAAUCGAAAACCGUGACGCACGGUUUGGCAUGAAAACCAUAUCUAUAUUUUUAUCAUUUUUACUGGCAGGCCUGAACGGCCGAUUUGCCAUGAAAAUAGCAAUGAUGCCAUUGUUUAUUCAACGGCAUUUAUUGGUUUUCUCGAARCUGGGUGAAGAACUUGGUAGAAGAGGACAUCAGGUCAUAAUCUUUGUUGGGGACAAAGUAGCUAACUAUACAAACGGACAAGAAAUGAUUCAAAUCUUCAGCACUCCCAACUCGAAUAAAAUAAUCGACUUUGUCAACGGGAAGUCAGUCUCGCAAGGACUUCUGCCUAUGGCCAAAGUUUUAWUCCUCUAUUCUCUUCAAAAAGACUACUGCAAUGAUUUCUUGAACGACGAUAAAGCGUUGAACGAAUUGAAAAAUGCUGAGCUGCUUGUUGGGGACUCUAUCUACGCAUGCUCGGCUUUGGUUGCGGCCAAGUUUAGAAUCCCACAUGUUGUUGUGGAAAGCCCUUUGAGCACCCCGUCGUACGCACAAGAGAUGUUAGCAAARUUURAUAGGAAAACAAAYGGAUUUUUAGAUAGCCUUCAAUUUUAUCUACAUAGAUUUGGUUUACGGGUCAACGCAAAUCCAAUGUACCGUGAAUUGAAGUCGCGGCACGGUAUAAAACUAGAAGAAACAAUUCAUGAAACUUUGACAAAGAUCGAUUUGUUCUUACUUGAAAGAUAUUUUACUGAGGGUACGACAAUUCUUCCAGAAUACGUCAAAACAGUUGGCCGUCUCCUUCCUGGUCCUGACAAGAAUGAAAUGGAAGAUUUUAUGUCGAGUACGUCCGACCAUGGUGUUAUUCUCGUAUCGACUGACUCUGCAGUUGACACCAAAAUAAAGAAAAUAUUGGAGAAAGUGUUUUCUGAGAUUCCUCAAAAAGUUAUUUGGAAUUCUACAGGAAAAUAUGACAUGAUAUUUUCUUCAAAUGUUAAAACAGUUGAGCGCUUUCCGCAAAGUAUUAUUGGUCACAGUAAAACUAAACUUUUGAUCGUCGAUGUCGUAAUGGCUGAUGUUGCGGUUCAUGCUGCUCGUAAUGGAGUACCAAUGCUUUGGUUUGAAGCUGGGAAAGAGUUAAUAGAAUCUCCAAUAAGUUUAUUAAAAGACGUUGGUUUGGGGGAACUCGUGGAUUUACAUAACACAAGCGUUGGUCAGAUUGUUGGCUUAAUAAAACAGCUCAUUCAUGAGAAAAGAUACAAGGAAAAAGCCAUUCAAUUUUCUCGUAUCGUUAACGUGCGCCCACGAACACCGCUACAAGAAGCAGCAGAAAUUAUUGAAAACUUUCACUCUGUCCGCAUGAGCAAUCAGGCCUAUUUAAUUGGCACACAAGGCCAGGGCUCAACUGAUAAUUUCUUGGAUGUCUUUAUAUGGAAUGGAAUAUUGCUAACAUUAGCACUSGCUGUAGUGAAACGAGUCGUUGAAGUGUGGCAUUCACGAAAGGCCAAAACUCCUUGACCAGAGGGAUGUGGGGGGAAGGGGCUAUUGCAAUUAUUAUUAAUUAUAAAUAGUGGUUUUCAUAAAACUCCUUUGUUACGAUUUUAUAAGCUCUAUCAGUUCAGUUCAU
Molecule: messenger RNA, 1615 nt
Organism: Exaiptasia diaphana
Lineage: Eukaryota; Metazoa; Cnidaria; Anthozoa; Actiniaria; Aiptasiidae
Product: UDP-glucuronosyltransferase 2A3
Exons: 5
Coding region: 55-1506 (483 amino acids)
Molecular function (GO): UDP-glycosyltransferase activity
Source: RefSeq, a predicted model, not a curated record